AUGUCAUCAACUUGCUGUGGCUGCAGCCGUGCUGGUUACAGCAUGGGACGAGUGUGGGGAGCUAUGGCCUCUGCCCGUCUCAUACUCCUCCUCCUGAUUGCCACAACUUUCUGGAAGUUUGCUGCUGCUCCGUGGCGAGCACCAGGAGCAGAUGACUACACCGGUUCUGUUAAUGCGGUUGCCUGGUCGGACUCGGCUUUUGUUCCUGAGGUGGAACCCAGAGAUGUGAGUGGAGGUGAAUGGGAUGCAGAAUCCCAGCCGGCUCCCAGGAUGGAAGCUAUAGCAGAUGGCAUGGAAGUGCCUCCAGAGAGGGCCGUGCAAAACUCACAGCUGCGUCCCACGCCGGAGCCCCGCUGGUAUCCCAGGGGUCCUGCGAGACAGAGAGGGAAACUGGGACGAGAAAGAGAUUCGCUGCGGUUUUAUCAUGCUCUCAAGGCAGUGACGGAGGACAACGAAGUGCCUGAGUUCAAUGGAGAGCCUGUGGACGGGGCUGUGUUUGAGGAGGGCAGCAGCCACACACUGCCCAUCUCCCGUGAAGGCACAGAGGACGUGCAAGUAGCUGGCGCUUCAGGUGCACACAGUGAACAAGCUGGGAAUGGGGUCCACGUGAACGACCUCCCCAUGUUCUGCUUGAAAGGUGCUAUUGCCGUGUUUGUUCCUAUUCUGCUGAUAAUAAUUGUGUGCUGCAUUUACAUCCGGCGGCGGAGGAAGAAACACCAGCGCCUCACUGAAGCUGCCAAAGCCCGGUGUGCUGCCUACGAAGACUCAGAGUAUGCGGACAGACAGACUUGGCACCAGCGGCCUCCACGUGUGUCAGGACGUUCUGCCCGGGGGCUGCAGAGCCCCAACACAUCGCCGCCCCCCAGGCCCAAGAGUGCCCCGUCUCGGCUGCCCCCGCCGCGGCCCCCAAGGCCCAGAAGCCCCCAGCCCCGCUGGGCACCACCACCGCCACCGCCACCGCCCCCAUCCUUCAGGGGAUGGUAGCAGUUUCCCUGGGGUCAGGGAACCACGUCCCACUCCUGCACAACCGCUGGUUCCAUCAGCUGUGGCUGUCCAGGUUUGUGCUGCAGCAA
Molecule: messenger RNA, 1073 nt
Organism: Gallus gallus (chicken)
Lineage: Eukaryota; Metazoa; Chordata; Aves; Galliformes; Phasianidae
Exons: 8
Coding region: 1-984 (327 amino acids)
Source: RefSeq, a predicted model, not a curated record